Messenger RNA from Rotaria sp. Silwood1, 632 nucleotides. Lineage: Eukaryota; Metazoa; Rotifera; Eurotatoria; Philodinida; Philodinidae. The record is from the annotation of a GenBank genome assembly.
AUGACUAAUAAAAAUAUUGAAAUUAUAAAUGAAAUCAUUAAUCAAACAACACUCUACAUACAUUUAUUAAUCAUCAUUAGCGGAGCAUUUGGUAGUGUUUGCAAUGUUAUUACAUUUAUAUCAAGACAGUUACGUUUUAAUUCAUGUGCAUUUUAUUUUUUAUGUUCAACAAUAUUUGACCUUCUUUAUCUAGUAUUUGGUGGAAUAACACGUCUUAUGUUUGAUCAUUUUUUAAUAUGUCACUUAAUAGAUCGGUUAUACUUUGUCAAUGUCGUGCUUAUCUAAUUGUUGUUUUACCAUCAUUGUCUACUAUGUUCAUAAUGCUCGCAUCGGUAGAUCGAUGUUUAUCAACAUCUACUUGAAGAAAAUGGUGCAAUGUAAGCCGAAUAAAUACGGCUUGGUGUGUGACAAUAGUCACUUUAGUGUUUUCAGUCUUUGCUACUUCUCAUAUACUUUUUUUGUUUGAAUUACGCGCAAAAGAUACCAAUAGCAAUACAUAUAUAUGUGGACCUCAUGAUAAUAUAUACAAAAGAUUUGUUACAAUUUGUUUUUUUUAUUAGUCCAUCCAUAACUUAUACUUAGGGAUAUCCAAAAGUAGUGGCAAUGACAUUUUAUUACCAUAUUUUAGGGUU